UUUAAAUAGCGAGGGAAUUCAAUCAUUGUAAAAAAAAGCGAAUAAUUUUUAUUUAAUGUUCUUUUCGACGGAUCUUAGCAGCUCAAAGUCGAAACCCUAAUUUUCUUGAAUUUUUUUCUCAUUCGAAAGGAAAGAUGGGAUUAUGGGAAGCUUUUCUCAAUUGGCUUCGAAGUCUCUUCUUCAAGCAAGAAAUGGAGCUAUCGUUAAUAGGCCUCCAGAAUGCUGGAAAAACGUCCCUAGUUAAUGUCAUUGCAACCGGUGGAUAUAGUGAAGAUAUGAUACCAACGGUAGGAUUUAAUAUGAGGAAGGUAACAAAAGGAAAUGUCACUAUAAAGUUAUGGGAUCUUGGGGGUCAACCAAGGUUUCGAAGUAUGUGGGAGAGAUACUGCCGUGCUGUUUCAGCUAUUGUAUAUGUCGUGGACGCUGCCGAUAAUGAUAACUUAUCUGUCUCGAGAAGAGAACUCCAUGACCUGUUAAGUAAACCCUCAUUAAGUGGUAUUCCCCUACUGGUUCUCGGAAACAAGAUUGACAAAUCUGAAGCCUUGUCUAAGGAGAAUUUGACAGAGCAAAUGGGGCUGAAAUCCAUUACAGAUAGAGAGGUUUGUUGCUAUAUGAUCUCAUGCAAGAACUCUACCAACAUCGAUACAGUGAUCGAUUGGCUGGUGAAGCAUUCAAAGUCAAAGAAUUGAAGCAUCUUUCAUCCAUGGUGGUCCAAUACAUGACUUUGCUGUCUGCUUAACAGGGUUUCUCAAUGUCUGAAUGACACCAUUGUCUUAAUUUUCCAACUUGGUUCGAAUCAUAAGUAUUAUAUAUAUUUGUUUGGUGGGCGAGUGAGUGAGUGAGGACAUAAAUUUGUUUUAUCCUUUUUGUGUACAGAUAUUAGUGGUUUCUUACAAACGAAGGAUUUCGAUGCA
Messenger RNA from Gossypium raimondii (Peruvian cotton), 914 nucleotides. Its product is annotated as ADP-ribosylation factor-like protein 8a. Gene Ontology annotation, molecular function: GTPase activity; GTP binding. Bases 135 to 689 code for a protein of 184 amino acids. The transcript has 6 exons. Gene Ontology annotation, biological process: protein transport. The record is from RefSeq and is a predicted model, not a curated record. NCBI's taxonomy places the organism in Eukaryota, Viridiplantae, Streptophyta, Magnoliopsida, Malvales, Malvaceae.